Bombina bombina (fire-bellied toad) is the source of this 3214-nucleotide messenger RNA. RefSeq names its product ciliary neurotrophic factor (gene CNTF). Gene Ontology annotation, biological process: ciliary neurotrophic factor-mediated signaling pathway; negative regulation of neuron apoptotic process. The record is from RefSeq and is a predicted model, not a curated record. Bases 211 to 777 code for a protein of 188 amino acids. NCBI's taxonomy places the organism in Eukaryota, Metazoa, Chordata, Amphibia, Anura, Bombinatoridae. The transcript has 2 exons. Gene Ontology annotation, molecular function: ciliary neurotrophic factor receptor binding.
CCUCUGCUAAUCUGUGGGAUUAAACUCUUUAAUACUUUGUGUGUCUGUCUGUCUCUUGCCCUGUCUGUCACUAAGCAUGUCUCUCUCUCUUUCUCCCCCCCUUGUCCCCUUACUCACUGCUGUUUAUCUGUCUCUUGCUGACAUUCCUAUAUAUAAACCUCUGGUCCUGGGACACAUGUAUCAUCUUAUAUUAAGCACACGGUUAGUGUGAUGGAUUCCGACAACGAAUUGGAGGAUCUCUGCUCACGUGUCAUUUUCCAGCUUCACAAAAUCUGUGACGAUCUGAAAUUACUGACUGAAAAAUAUAUGCAGGUUCAUGGAUUUGACUUCCUGUUGCUGACUGAUAUCUCUGAAGACAGUGCAUCCACAAAUGCAGUUACGUGGUUGGGGAUGACCACGGCUGAAAGGCUUAAACAUAACAUCACUGCAUACCUUGCGCUGGAGAAAAAGCUGGAGAGAGUAGUCGGGGAGCAGGCACAGUUACUGUCACCAAGAGAAACUGAUUUGCAUGGGAAUCUCCAUUCUAUGCUGCAACAGGUAUCAGCAUUGAGGGGACAAUUGGAGCAAAUGGGAACAAUACUGGGAUCAAGCGAAGAGAGUACAACAGACACCGAUGAAGUGGAGGGAGCAGAUGGCAGAGUGUUUGAAGUGAAGUUGAGGGGAUACAAGGUUCUAACGGAGCUGAACGUGUGGGUAGUAAGAAGUGUGAAAGAUGUACGCAAAAUUCGGAGAGAGCGCACAGUGAAGAAAGAAGAAAUGGUUAAAGAGGGAGAAUGAUGCGUCAAGGGGUGUAAGGGAAAAAAAAACAGGAAAUGAUUGGUUAACGAAUAAGUGGGUACAAUGGAGAGAGUUAAUGGAAAUUGACUGUAACUCAUGAACAGAGAUAACGUAAAUGUAGCUUUUAAAGUAAAGAGCAUACUUAACUUCUAAGUAAAACCAUAGGCACAUGCAGCUGCAAACACAUAGAUGAUUUUUGGUAUGGAGCUUUUUUGGUUUUAAUAACAUGCUACCUUGAUGUGCAAUUCAGCAAUAAAAAAAUGAGUGCUCCUGGCUCAUUUUUUUUAAAGGGAUAUUAAACAGUGCUCCUUUAGUAAAAACAAAUUUGUUAAAGUAAAAGAACAGAAUGUGUAAAAAACAGCAAACAACGAACUUGUUUUCUUGCAAAAUGAGCACUUAGAAAUUGUCAGUGUAGCCACUGCCCUCAGAAAAAUAAGAGAGCUUACGUUGUGGCAACUUAGGUUGCAUUCUGCCUCUUCUGAGUAUGGGCAAAUUUGACUCCUUGUUUAUCUAGUAUUCAGUUAAUAGUAAACCAGCUCAUGUUAGUCUAAAAGUUAUAUGACAUCAAGCUAGAUAAGCCUUUCUGUAGAGGCCCCAGCCUUCUUUUUGGGAUGUGUUAGGUAGUAUUGGACACUGCACAAAAGAAGUUUUAAAAAAUAAAUAAAAGGUAAAAUCCUAAAAUGAUGAGUAAUACAUAUUACAAUGAUUUCUAUUAAAUAUAAGCCACUGCUUAGUGUUUUCUAUAUUGCAGCAAUGAAACAGACUGUUUCACAUCCCUUUAACUUGAAAGGAAAAUAAAAUAUGCCAUCAUAGAUUGUCCAGUUAGAAACUCAAAUCAGAUGAUGCUCCACUAAAGAGACACACUGCUCAUAAUCGAGGUAGAGGCCAGAAAGGGAGUUGAUUUCUUAUUUGUAUUAAUCAGUUGCUACUAUUAAUGUACUAGUAUAAAAUGAUUGCUAUAUUUACAACUAAUUUAUAUACAGGUAGCCCUCAGUUUACGCCGGGGUUAGGUUCCAGAAGGAAUGGUUGUAAAUCGAAACCGUUGUAAAUUGAAACCCAGUUUAUAAUGUAAGUCAAUGGGAAGUGAGGGAGAUAGGUUCCAGGCCCCUCUCAAAAUUGUCAUAAGUAACACCUAAUACAUUAUUUUAAAAGCUUUGAAAUGAAGACAGCAUUAUAAACCUAAUAAAAUAAUCACACAACACAGAAUAUAUCAUUAAACUAAGUUAAAUGAACAAAAACAUUUGCUAAACAGCAUUAUAAACCUAAUAAAAUAAUCACACAACACAGACUUCACUUGCAUUUCUCUGCAAACAGUUAUUUCUAUGCAUUCCAAUCUGGACUGAGUUAUAGACAGGAAGAUCUUGUUCCUUUGAAAUCUGCUCUAUAGCUCAGGUCUGGUUAAACUGAUUAAUUUCAGCUUGCUUGGCUUUACUGCAACACAAGCGGACAGCUCUACCUACUGGCUAUUUUAAUAAAUGCACUGCUUCUCAAUGCUUUUCAAUAGCAGUCACAUGACUGGAAAAAAAAGGUUGUUAUUCUGAAACGGUGUAAAUUGAACCGUUGUAAAACGAGGGCCACCUGUAUUUGUAGUCAUUGCUUGCAUGUGCCAGUUUAUCUCAUGUCACCUACAGUUUUUAUUUCACUGCUGGCACAGAGAUAUUAAAGGGACAAAAAAAACCCCAUUUUUUUUUCUUUCUUGAUUUAGAAUGUGCAUGCAAUUUUAUACAACUUUCCAUUCUCUUGAUAUCCUUUGUUGGAAAGCAUAUCCAAAUAGGCUCAGUAGGUGCUGAUUGGUGGCUGCACAUAGACGCCGUGUGUGAUUGGCUCACCUAUGUGCAUUGCUUUUUCUUCAAUAAAGAAUAUCUGAAGAAUGAAACAAAUUAAAUAAUAGAAGUAAAUUGGAAUGUUGUUUGAAAUUGUAUUUUCUGUCUGAAUCAUGACAUCAUUUUUUUGGGUUUCAUGUCCCACAUCAUGAUACCUUUCCAUCUUGUUAAUCAGGAGCUAAUCAAUUAUUUUAUUUUAUUGCGCAUCUUCACGAUAAUGUGGGCUGUCUAACUAUUAUAGCAAAUUGACUUUGUAGAAUUAGCUAGUAAUUUGGUUUUGGUGUAUUAGCAUAUUUACUGCAGGAGUCGACAAAUUUAUCUUAAAUCUAGGAGCCAGCAAGAAUAUGAAGGAAACAGGCAAAUAUAUUUUUUUAAGGAGCCAUAUAAGGUUGUUUCUAUACAUAGUUAUUAUUAAAAUAGAUUUUUCAAGCCCUGAAUCUAAGCCAGCACCUUUUAUUUAUUAUUUUUUUAUUUUAUGAAACAAAUCUUUGAAUUUGCUAUUAUGCUUUUUAAAGAGCGAGUUUUACAAACCAAAUGUUUAUUUCUUUCAUGAAAAACCACUUGAAAUGUACUUAAAUUAUCUGUGUAUAAAUAAAUAAAUAACCAAAGAGUAA